Molecule: messenger RNA, 2430 nt
Organism: Anolis sagrei ordinatus
Lineage: Eukaryota; Metazoa; Chordata; Lepidosauria; Squamata; Anolidae
Gene: RPA1
Product: replication protein A1
Biological process (GO): meiotic cell cycle; nucleotide-excision repair; telomere maintenance via telomerase
Cellular component (GO): DNA replication factor A complex; nucleus
Molecular function (GO): damaged DNA binding; single-stranded telomeric DNA binding
Source: RefSeq, a predicted model, not a curated record
UUGUGCGCAUGCGUGCGCCUCCUGAGGCAGUGAGUGGCCAGUCUGUGGCGGGAAAGUGAGGAGGAGAGUCAAGAUGGCGCUGCGGCUGAGUGAGGGCGCCGUGGCGAGUAUCAUGCAAGGAGAGAACGUUGUGAAAGCUGUCCUCCAGCUGAUUAAUAUCCGACCCAUCUCUACAGGAAGUAGCCCUCCGCGUUACCGGAUGCUGAUGAGUGAUGGAGUGAACACACUUUCGUCCUUCAUGCUGGCGACGCAACUGAACUCCAUGGUGGACGACCAGAGCCUGGCUGUCAACGCCGUCUGCCAAGUUAACCGCUUCAUCGUCAACACCUUGAAAGAUGGAAGGAAAGUGGUGAUUGUGAUGGACAUAACGGUGCUCAAACCCGGGGAUGCCUCGACUCCUAAAAUUGGGAAUCCGGUUCCGUAUGUGGAAGGGGCAGCAGCGUCGGCAGCGUCAGCGGUGGAGGAGGAGAACAGGGGCCCUCCUCCCGCCAAGAUGCCCAGCAAGGGGCCCGCAUCCCAGUUCCCGACCACGCCGGGGGGCUCCCAGGCCAAAGUGGUGCCCAUUGCCAGCUUGAACCCCUACCAGUCCAAGUGGACCAUCUGUGCCCGGGUGACGCAGAAGGGCCAGAUCCGGACGUGGAGCAACUCCCGUGGGGAAGGGAAGCUCUUCUCCAUAGAGUUGGUCGACGAGAGCGGCGAGAUCCGAGCCACGGCGUUCAACAACGAAGUGGACAAGUACUAUCCUCUCAUUGAGCUGAACAAGGUGUACUACUUCUCCAAGGGGUACCUGAAGGUGGCCAACAAGCAGUACACGGCCGUGAAGAACGACUACGAGAUCUCCUUCGCCCACGACACCUCCGUCAUCCCUUGCGAAGACGCCCAGCACCUGCCCUCCGUCCAGUUCGACUUCGUCUCCAUCGCCGACCUGGAGACCACCGCCAAGGACGCCAUCGUGGACGUCAUUGGGGUCUGCAAGACCUACGAGGACGCCAUUAAGCUCACCAUGAAGUCCAACCGGGAGGUGUCCAAGAGGGACGUGCACUUGGUGGACGCUUCGGGCAAGACGGUGACCGUCGCGCUUUGGGGGACGGAGGCGGAUAAGUUCGACGGCUCCCGCCAGCCGGUGGUGGCCAUCAAGGGGGCCCGGGUCUCGGACUUUGGGGGCCGGAGCCUCUCGGUCCUCUCGUCCAGCACGCUGGUGGUCAACCCGGACCGCCCCGAGGCAUUCAAGCUGCGCGGAUGGUUCGACUCGGAAGGGAAAUUCCUGGAGGCGCCGUCCAUCUCCAAUGGCCGGGACUUCGGAGGAGGCGGAGGAGGGGGAGGAGGAGCAGCCCCCGUCUGGAAGACCCUGCGGGAGGCCAAGACCGGGAACAUGGGCCAAGGAGACAAGGCCGACUUCUACAGCUGUGUGGGGACGGUGGUCUACCUGCGGAACCAGAAGUGCCUCUACAAGGCCUGCCCCUCCCCGGACUGCAACAAGAAGCUGGUGGACGAGCAGAACGGCCUCUACCGCUGCGAGAAGUGCAACCUGGAGACUCCCAACUUCAAGCACCGCAUGAUCCUCCAGGUGAACAUUGCAGACUUCCAGGACCAGCAGUGGAUCACCUGCUUCCAGGAGGCUGCGGAGACCAUCUUGGGCAAGGAUGCCACCUAUUUGGGCGAACUGCGGGAAAAGAACGAAUACGCCUUCAACUCGAUCCUUGAGAAGUCCUUCUUCUCCACCUACGAAUUCCGGAUGAGGGCCAAGCUGGAGACGUUCAAUGACGAAUCACGUCUGAAGACGACGGCGCUGGAGGUGAAGCCGGUCAACCACCGGGAGCACGGCUACCGCCUGUUGCAGACCAUCCGGAGCAACGCCGAGCGGUUGCGCUGAGAGCAAGGUCCAGGGUCGGGGGAGAAACAACAACAACAACAACCCAAUGAAGGCAAUUGGAUUGGAUUGGUUUCAAUUGGCUCUCUCUCUCUCUCUCUCUCUCUCUCUCUCCGUCUCUCUGUUCCUUUCCCCGUUGCCUUCAAAGGCUCCUUUCGGCCGCUCGCUCGGUUGACGCUCGGAAUGGCAAUAUGUUGGAAUUAUUAAUCAAAGGCCCGUAUCUCUUCCAUCUGAAGAAUCUCCUUCCUUCGGGGGUUUAAUAGGCUGACUCAGAUGGGCCUGAUAUUAAUCAAAAUUGUCUCUUCUGAGAGCGGACGAUAAGCGUCGGCGCGGCACUCCCCGGGGGACAUCGGGGCAACUACAAAGCACACCCCGGCGUUGAUUAUUUCCUCCCUCUCUCACUUCAAUUAAUGCCGGGUUUUGGGGGUUUUUUUUUUGGCGCUACCUGUCCAUAGUUUUGUUGCCGUCGUUGGUUCCGGCCUUGGCAGGCGAGCGAAUUUCCCUUCCCAAAUUGGCUCGCUCGCUCGCUCUCCGCUCUCAAUAAAACGCUCUUCAGUCGC